AUGAACACGUUCCGGUUCCGCCUCAAUUGCAUCGAUCACUAUCAGGCGGUGCCUACUGAGCUUGAUCCGGCCCUUAGGCGUGCACCUGGUUCUUCCCAGCGCCAGCGCGCCCCUCCAGUUCCUGUCAUCCGCGUCUUUGGUGCCACAGAGACCGGGCAGAAAGUAUGCGCCCAUAUCCAUGGCGCAUUGCCGUAUCUCUACUUGGAAUAUAAUGGCAGUCUGGAGCAUGAUUCAGUCAACGCGUACAUGCGAAGUCUACGCGCUUCGAUCGACCAUGCGCUUGCCGCCACCUACCGACGCAACGCCUACGACGGGAAGGCCGUCUAUGUAGGACACAUUACUUUGAUAAAAGGCGUACCGUUCUAUGGAUACAAUGUUGGAUAUAAAUUCUUUUUGAAGGUUUAUAUGCUGAACCCAGCACACAUGACACGAUUUGCCGAUCUUCUGCACCAAGGAGCGAUCCUGGAUCGCAUCUUUCAACCCUAUGAAAGCCACCUACAGUAUCUCUUGCAGUGGAUGUGCGACUACAACCUUUACGGGUGUGCCUAUAUCGAUUGCGCGAAAGUGCAAUUUCGGGGGCCUGUGCCGGACAGCGACACAAUCGAUGUCACGACCCAUAAGUGGCACAACGCAUUAAUUUCCGACCAUCUCCUUGCCGACCAGGACCAGUAUCCCCGUCAGAGUCAUUGCUCCCUUGAGGUGGACGUCUGCGUACAGGACAUACUGAAUAGACAUGAGCUACACUCACGUCCAAUCCAUCACGAUCUCUUCGAGCAAGCUUUUGCUUUGAAGCCAGACGAAAAAUAUGUUCCUUCAAUGGCUGGUCUGUGGCGGGACGAAACGCUCCGGCGCAAACGACGCAUGGGCCUGACCGACCCUUCGAGUAGCCCUUUCCCACCUGAAGUACUUGUGUCCAUGUCCGCAGAUGCAAGGAAUACAGGCAAGGGAGGGUGGGUUCACGAAGAUGAGUAUCGAGAGCUCCUGGAAAAAAUUGUCGAGGAUGAAAGUCGCCAUGGUUCUGUUGCAGAUAAAGCAAAAUUCGUAAAGCCUACUGAAGGUGAAGCGCACAUCAAGACAGCACUAGAAAGUGUGGAGGACCUUUACCCUGGCAAAAUUGAAAAACAUACUCUAUUAGAAGACGAGGAUCACAUUCAAGGUUUAGGUGAGCAAGAUUUGGAACUUCCAGAUGCUCAAUCACACAUAUCGCUACCCGAGGAUAGUCCUGAUAUCGCAGAAGUCAGCGAAGACAUGGAUGUAGAUAAUCCGACCGACUUGGAUGACCCACCGUCAUUGGACCCUCUUAGUGUUUCCGAAGCGCAGAACAAAAAACAAAGCGAGCAAGAAGGUGAACUGUUCAGCGGCAGCUCCAACGAACUGAGAGAUAAUCAUAACGAAGAUCGUGCACACGACUCCGGCACUUCUAGUGGCACGCGAAAGCGGUCCGCUUCUUGGGAAGAGGAAAGGUUGGGUAAAAAGCAUCGGCUUUCGCAGGACAACAGGAACAAUGCUCGAGUGUCUUCUCUUCCUGUAAACGCCGACGAGCAUAUCUUACACGACAGAGCAAAACAGUCUCGUCCCAGUCACUCAUCGCAGGGUGAUACCAGGUCGAGCACGUUGCCAUUUCCGGUGGUCAAGAACCCAAAUGCCCCCGAGACCCGCCUGCGUUUGAGCCAGAAUGAGAAAUCGAAAUCACAACACGCUUCUCGAUCGCCGUCAUCGAAAGGUAAAACGCCUGGACGCGAGCUCAAUCAAGGGACGUGGCAACCACGUCUGACUUCUCACCCUACAUCUCUUGCUGAUCACAAAACAAAUAGCCUUAGCAAUGGCGCAAAAGCAACGAGCUCUAUAGUGACUCGAUUAGCAGAGGCUACCAAAACCCGCCUGCAAACCCUACACUAUGGGGCAUUGCCACCUUCUGCCAGUUCGGUGCAGACUUCAGUAUCUGAUGGCGGGCUCCGGGUCUUGUACCGAGAUGCCUAUUACAGCGAUGAGACUGACGUCCCUGAACGAUCGCGGGAGUACGCCGGACGAGAAUUUACCCUGCCAAGUACUACUAUUCCAUAUCUACCUUUGUUCGACCCUGACUGUACUUCGGCUUUCGGCUACGAAGAAGAAUUCGUGGAUAGAAAGCAUGUCGAGUAUCACCUGCGUACCCUGCAAUGCAGUCUGCGACACUGGGAGCUUGGAGUAGCUCCGCCAUCUUACAAAAAAGUAGAGAGGUGGCUUCGUAACGAGUCGAAAGACGAUGCUGUUGACCCAGCACCAAAGGCGACAAAACCACUACAGCAACGUAAAACCCCGAACCACGUCUCGCAAGUAGAAGGACCCACUCAGAAAAACAAACAUGGUUUCAAGUACUCGCAAAAGAAAGCAUCGACGAGCGUCAAGCACGAAACGCAGUAUAUGAGUAUCAUGAGCUUAGAGGUACACAUCAAUACGAGAGAAGCGUUUGCGCCAGACCCUGCAAAAGACGAAAUUCAGUCCAUAUUCUGGUCCAUACAAGGUGAAGAGGGUGCAAGCAACGAUCAUCACCGUGCCGGUAUGCUUUGUCUUUCUGAUGAUGAGGGGAUCGUAAACCAGAUACGAAAACAGACAUCAAUCGCAGUGGACUAUGAAGAAGAUGAGCUAGACUUGAUCAAUCGGAUCGUCGAUAUCGUACGGCACUUUGAUCCGGACAUAAUGGCCGGAUAUGAAGUUCAUAAUGGCUCAUGGGGCUACUUGAUUGAACGCGCUCGCUUGAAGUUCGAGUACGAUCUUUGCGAUGAGAUCAGUCGUACCAAGUCACAGUCGCACGGCAGGUUCGGCAAAGAAGCCGAUCGGUGGGGCUUUACCCAUACUUCUACUAUCCGAGUAACUGGUCGUCAUAUGAUCAACAUCUGGCGGUCCAUGCGAGGGGAACUCAACUUGCUUCAGUAUACCAUGGAGAAUGUCGUCUUUCAUCUCUUACACAAGCGAAUUCCGCACUACCAAUACUCUGACCUUACAACGUGGUACAAGAGUCCAAAGCCGCGAGACCUGGCCAAAGUCAUUGACUAUUUCAUCACCAGAGUGCAGCUUGACCUGGACAUACUAGAAGCCAACGAGAUCGUCCCUAGAACAAGCGAACAGGCACGACUACUCGGCGUCGACUUCUUCUCUGUUAUCUCGCGAGGCUCGCAAUACAAGGUAGAAUCUACCAUGUUUCGCAUCGCAAAGCCAGAAAAUUACAUCCUCGUCUCUCCCAGUCGAAAGCAAGUUGGCCAACAGAACGCCCUCGAGUGUUUACCUCUGGUUAUGGAGCCUCAAAGUGCCUUCUACCCAGGCCCACUUCUAGUCCUUGACUUUCAAUCUCUCUACCCCAGCGUUAUGAUAGCUUACAACUAUUGUUACUCUACAUGCCUGGGUCGCGUCGUUCCUUGGAGAGGCAGAAACAAGAUUGGCUUUACAGAUUUCGACCGCGAGUCGGGUCUGCUAAAUCUUGUCAAAGAUUAUGUUAAUAUCGCACCUAACGGUAUGAUGUACGUCAGGCCUGAGAUGCGCAAGUCUCUACUUGCUAAGAUGCUUGGGGAGAUAUUGGAGACCCGCGUCAUGGUGAAGAGCGGGAUGAAAACAGAUCGGGACGACAAGAUGCUACAACAGCUGCUUAACAACCGACAAUUAGCUUUAAAGUUGUUGGCAAACGUCACCUAUGGAUAUACAUCAGCCUCAUUUUCUGGCCGAAUGCCGGCCUCUGAGAUCGCCGACAGUAUCGUUCAGACUGGUCGAGAGACGUUGGAGAAGGCAAUCGCAUUCAUCCACUCUGUUGAAAAGUGGGGUGCCGAAGUCGUAUACGGUGACACAGACUCCCUGUUUGUCUACCUCAAGGGACGCACGCGAGACCAAGCCUUCACUAUCGGAGAAGAGAUUGCUGAAGCAAUCACGCGAAGAAACCCACGCCCGAUGAAACUCAAAUUUGAGAAGGUGUACCAUCCUUGCGUGCUUCUGGCUAAGAAGCGCUACGUUGGGUACAAGUACGAAUCUCGCAACCAAAAGGUACCAGACUUUGACGCCAAAGGUAUAGAAACAGUUCGGCGAGAUGGAACGCCAGCGGAGCAAAAGAUUGAGGAAAAGGCACUCAAAAUUCUAUUCGAAACUAGUGAUCUGUCGCAAGUCAAGAGCUACUUCUUAAAUCAGUGCGCUAAGAUCAUGGAAGGGCGUGUCAGCAUCCAGGACUUCCUGUUCGCAAAAGAGGUCAAAUUAGGCACGUACUCUGACCGUGGACCACCGCCGCCAGGCGCUCUCAUCGCAACCAAGCGCAUGCUGGCCGACCCCCGCGCAGAGCCUCAAUAUGGCGAGCGGGUGCCGUAUGUCGUUGUUACUGGUGCACCCAGCGCACGCCUCAUCGAUCGCUGUGUCAGUCCCGAAACACUGCUCCAGAACGACCACAUCGAACUAGACGCAGAAUACUACAUAAUGAAGAAUCUGAUACCACCUCUCGAGCGCAUCUUCAACCUCAUGGGCGCCAACGUGCGGCAGUGGUACGACGAGAUGCCGAAAGUCCAGCGCAUUCGCAACGUCACGCUUCCCCUGAAUCAACAGCAGGCAGUCGCGGCCGCCCUUGUCAAGGAGGGUAACCCGAAUCAUAUCAAAACGCUCGAAGGCUAUCUGAAGAGUUCAGUCUGUCUCAUCUGCCGGUCCAAACUGCCACCUCUUCCGCGGAAUCUCGAUGCGCUCGACGCUGGGUUGAGACUACCGCUUUGCAAACAGUGUCUUAGGAAGCCUGCAAGAGCGCUACUGGGAGUGAAGAAUAUUAUCUGGAAGAGCGAGAAACGGAUGAGUAAUAUUGAUACGAUAUGUAGGAGUUGUUCGAAUCUCGCAUGGGGUGAGACGAUUCGAUGCGACAGUCGGGAUUGUCCUGUUUUCUACACGAGGAUUCGGGAGAAGUCGAGGUUGGCGGGGCUGAGGGAUGACUUGGGGACAGUCGUGGAGGCUCUGGAAGAAGGCAACGAUAUUUGUGUUGAUGAGUCUUCUGAUACAGAAGGGGAAUUCCUCGAUACGGAAGCGGAAGAGUUGGAUGAAGACGGCAUUGAAGAAGACAGCGCUGAAGAUGAUGUAGAGCAACUGGUCUUGGGCGAUGAUUUGGAUUGGUAG
Messenger RNA from Didymosphaeria variabile, 5109 nucleotides. It is a transcript of the gene REV3, whose product is annotated as DNA polymerase zeta. Gene Ontology annotation, molecular function: DNA binding; nucleotide binding; DNA-directed DNA polymerase activity. Gene Ontology annotation, biological process: double-strand break repair via homologous recombination; error-prone translesion synthesis. Gene Ontology annotation, cellular component: nucleus; zeta DNA polymerase complex. The record is from RefSeq and is a predicted model, not a curated record. The transcript has 2 exons. NCBI's taxonomy places the organism in Eukaryota, Fungi, Ascomycota, Dothideomycetes, Pleosporales, Didymosphaeriaceae. Bases 1 to 5109 code for a protein of 1702 amino acids.